UCAUCAUGGAUAUCAUCUGUUCCGUGUUAACAACAACUAAAACUUAAAAGUGGACUGAUGUGGAGUUGUAUUUGUUAGUGUUUUCACAUAAAAAUGUAUUAAAUAAAAUCGUGUUUGAAUUGUGAGUUUCUAAAAUUUAUCUUGUGCAGUAUUAUAUUUGAUAAAAACAAAAUAGUUUUGCUCUUUCAAUUUUCAAGGUGUGAGUUAGUUUUGUAAGUGGACUAGGAUAUAGGAACUCUUUUUAAGUUACAAUAAUCUGUGCAAUAUAUUUUGUUUUGAAACGUUCACGCAGUUUAUCCGUCAAUUUAAAGAACUAAUUUAAAGAACUAGAAGACAUGGCUAGCAUAAAUUUGAAUAGAAUAUUAUCCAUCACACCUGAGUCAAUGUCUGAACAGGAGAAAGAAGAACUUUAUUUUGAUGUUGUAAAUUUUGAAACAAGUCAAAAUGUUUCAAAUGAACAAUUAAAACUUAUGUUCCGUGUGGUUCAGGAGAUUUUGAAAUUUAAAGGAGAACAGGUUGACUCACUUGUAAGUGAAAUAGAAAAUCUGGCUGCUCGACAAGGAGAAGAGGAGGCACGUCGCCACCAGUCUCUUCUAGACGAAAUUCAGUUACUGCAAGGACAGCUAUCGCAAACACGGAAAUUUGACACUUUUUCAGGAAGUAAUCUGGAUGAAAUUCACCAAGAGUUAGUAAAAGCAGAACUGAAAAUUGAGCAACUAAUGACAGAACUACAGACAGCAGAGAGGGAAUUGUUGAAUGAAAAGAGAGAAGUUGAAAAGUUUGCGAAUCAAGUAGUGGUCCUGGAGCGAGAGAAGGGGGAGUUGCGGGGAGAAUUGGCAGCCCUGCAGAGGGAGAGUAUAGAGCAGCAGGAGACUAGGCUACAAGCUGAGUCUCCCCGUACCGCAUCUCUCAAACAACGCAACCUUGUCGAUACAGUGCGACACAAGAACAAACAUAUCACUCAGCUUCUGAUGGACAUUGAGACUAUGGAGAAAGAAAAUAAUGCGCUGAAACUGAAAGUUGUUGGUCUUCAAAAUGAAGUUGCCGAGAAAAUUGAACAAGCUGCUCUCCUAUCAGAAGAAAAUAAUAACUUAAAACAAGCUGUGGCAGACUUCCAAGAGCGUACUGUAGUUCUGGAAGAGCAGAACGAUGCUCUAAAGACGCAACUGAUGGAAAUGGCAGCCGACAAGCAAAGACGGGACGAACAGCUGGAUCAGCUCGGGGUGGCUCUGGACUCCCGUCUUUCACAGUGGCAGGAACUACUAGUGCAAAAAGACACAGAGCUAAUAGAGUUAAAACAGAAGCUGUCUCAGAUGACUGCCCAGUUUCCUAACACCUACAUGGACAGCACAAGGAAUCAUCUAGCAAACAUGGCACAGAGUCUAGAAAACAGAGAAGAACAAAUUGAAGAAUUGCAACAGCAGCUUGCUCAAGCAAAUGCUAGUCUUGCUGAAAGUAAAGAGAUAAUCACUCAACUGAGAGCACAACUUAAAUCAAAACCAAGCAAACAAGGGGAGUCUCCAAGACGGAAGAAGAUGGAAAAGGAGCUGUCUGAAGCCCAGAGCAGGCUGAAGUUACUAGAGGCCAGAGUAGCAGACGCAGAGAACGAUGCUGAAGUGAAAGCAGAAGAGAUGACAGAAAUGGUAAUUCAGCUGAGAGAAUAUGAAACUGGAGUGUUUGGCUUGCCCGAAGCAAUGGAACAAAUCAAAGAACUCCAAAAACAGAAGAAGAUCAGAGAUAGGCACAUUGAGCAGUUGAUUCAGGCUGGGAAUCAACUGCAGGCAGAUGCCAAUUUACUUGAAGAGGAAAAUCUUGCUCUGAGAGAAAAGUUAGGGUUAGACGUGGAUGCAGUUGUCAGAGUGGAUGGAGUGUUGGCCAAGUACAAGGCUGAUCAGACAAAGCUUAGUGAGAUAACUCAGCAGCUGGAGUCAGCAAACAACACUCAACUUACACUUAAAGUACAGAAUAGAAUCUUUAAAAAGACUAUUAGCCGGUUGAAAAGUCAAUUGAAGAAUGUUGGGUAUGAGCCCGAGGUGAUCAGCUCCGAGGAGGACUCUUCUCGCCAACCCCCAGUUGUUGUGCAAGGUAUUAGUGAAGAAACCAAAGAAAUGUUGAUCAGAGAAGCAGAACUACUGGAGAAUAAACUCAAGGAUGUCGUAGAUGAGAAUGAAGCUCUUAGAAAAGGCAUGCAUGAAAUCCUUGACAGUGUUCGUAGCCAUGAUGGAGCAAGUACAGUGCAAAUAGAAUCUGCUUGUCUGGAACGGUUACUGGAGGCUCUGGACUCCAGACACUUGAGCGGAUGGUAUCACCCUGCCAUGAGACUUCAAGCCCAGUUAAACAUGGUAGAAGGAAAUAACGCUGCUCUUAGAGAGCAACUUAGAAAUUCCAGGGAUCCAAUACACUCAGUGGCAAUCCACUCAGAUGACAUUUUUGGAUAUGAUGUAUCCGAGAGACUGUUGUACCGAGUGGAUCCAAUAAACUCAGUGGCAAUCCACUCAGAUGACAUUUUUGGAUAUCGUGUAUCCGAGAGACUGUUGUACCGAGUGGAUCCAAUAAACUCAGUGGCAAUCCACUCAGAUGACAUUUUUGGAUAUCGUGUAUCCGAGAGACUGUUGUACCGAGUGGAUCCAAUAAACUCAGUGGCAAUCCACUCAGAUGACAUUUUUGGAUAUCGUGUAUCCGAGAGACUGUUGUACCGAGUGGAUCCAAUAAACUCAGUGGCAAUCCACUCAGAUGACAUUUUUGGAUAUCGUGUAUCCGAGAGACUGUUGUACCGAGUGGAUCCAAUAAACUCAGUGGCAAUCCACUCAGAUGACAUUUUUUGGAUAUCGUGUAUCCGAGAUGCUGUUGAUCCUGAAAAGGAAAACGGUUACCACACAAAACUAGAGCAAGAUUUAUCCAACCUCGUGAAGAAGCUGAGUGAAACAGAGUUGUCAAUGGCUGAGCAGAAGGAGAUAUAUGAAAGUGAUAAGGAAAGUUGGCAGAAUGUGAGGGCAGGUCUGCAGAAUGAGGUUGAUACUCUCACAGAGAAAGUAGCUGUCCUGUCUGCAGAAGUUAAAGAAUACUCAGAAAAUUGGAAGACACUAGAAGAAGAUCCAGAUACUAUGAAAAGUUCACUAGCAAAUGCUACGAUUAGGUUGGCUGCUGUGUGUGCAGAAAAUGAAAAGUUGAAAAGAAAAUGCUCAGUUCUACAAGAGUUGGAUGUGCAAGCGAGAAAUAACAGAGACAUGCUUCAAGAAGAGCUGGCAGCAGUUCAACAAACUUCAGUUCACAAAAUAGAAAAAUUGAAACAAGAAAAGAAAUUUAGUCAAUACCAAGAGAGUUUUGAUAAAAUAAUUACUAAAUCUGAAGACACAAAUCAGAUAUCUGAUAAACAGAAGUCUUUGAUUUCUAAUAAACAAACUGAAGAGAUUAGUAAAGACAUGAAGAGUCAUUCGGAAAAAAUGUACAAACUUGUGAAAGAUCAGCUGAAGGAGUCCGAAGACCACUGUAAGGACUUAGAGAAACAGUUGGCAGCACUGGUCCAGCAGAAUCUGACCUCACAGUUGGCAGAGGCAGAGCUUCGAGACCAGCUCGUGGACAGUGUGCCUCACUCUCGCUUUCUCGAUGUCAAGACGCAGCUGACAAACAGUGAAAAACUUAUUGCAGAGCUGAAGGCAGAAAGCAUCAGACUGCAAGAGAGUGUGGUUCAAGCUGAGAGUCGCGUGAAAGAUCUGGAACAGUUGAGACACUGUCACGGCUACCAACACGAUGCUCUGCAGCGCCAAGUGUUGGAACUGACUGCAUCAAGCGAAGACAAGCUCACCAUCGGUCGCCUGACAAGAGAGCUGUUGAGGGCCCAGGAAAGUGAGCUGGCCUCUGCUGAUCAAGUGAAAGAGCUGAAGGACAAAAUAGAAAAAUUGGAAAAUUUAUGUUCACAACAAGAAACCAAGAUGAAAACUCUUCAAGAUCACCAUUGUUCUGAGAAAACUGAUAUGAAAAAUAAGUACAGGUGGUUGUCAAGAACUGUCAGUGAGCUGCACCAGCGCUAUCUGGGUCACAUGUCGCUGCUGUCAGAAGAGAGUCUCCAGGCUCUACUGGCUCAGGCAAAUUUUGAAAAAACAAACGCCUUGCAGUUGGCCAUGACCUCGCAUAGUACUGACAAGCUUAUGGAAAUGCUGAAAGAUAAAAUCAAUGGUGUAGAGGGAAAUACAGCUCUCAAAUUACAGGAACUGAAACUAAAAGUCAGUGUGCAAACUUUGGAGUCACAACUGCACCAAACUGAAGGACAGUUGCAGAGGAUAGAAAAAGUGAAUUCUAUUCUACAAGAAGAGUUAUUAAACCAAGAAAAAAUUUGGGAAAAGAAGCAACUAAUAUGGGAACAGAAAUUGCUGGAAAUUACAGCAGAUUCUGAAAAUACAGAUGAGAAGGUCCCACUGAUUGAUAAUGAAUUUCAAGAUCAGAAUAAAAACGCAGCCCAAAAUGUUACUGAGGAGAAAGUUGAAUCAUUGUCAAAAAAUACUAACAAGAAAGAAGAAAAAGAAACAAUGACUUCACCGAAAACGAAGGACUUUCCUGAAUCGCCAUUUAUAAUUGAAUCGGAAAAUUUAAAAAUCUUAAACAACCAACUGAAUCAGGUAACAAUGGUUAUGAAUGAACAGACCAAGAAAUUGAACUUGUGUGAAACGGAAAUGACGGAGCUUCGGAGUAGAGUGGAGGCUUUGAGGAAACAGUUGGACGAAAAAGAAAGAAAACUGGAAGACAAAGAAAGAGAAUUACUAGAGCUACACACUUCGAUUGCUGAUAAAGACCAAAUUAAACUUGAAGAAGAAUCCACUGAAAUUCUUGCCUUAAAGGCAACUGUUGCCAGCCUGCAGAACAUUGUGAACCAGAAGGAGGAGACCAUAGGCCGAUACCAGAAUCUGCUCCAAGAGUGCAGGGACGAGCACAGUGCUACGGUUGCCAACCUCCAGAAGGAGCUGAGCAAUCUCCAGUUGACCCUGGACAAAAAGGAAAUUUCUUUUGCUAAAGAGAAGAGCAAGGACAAUGAGGGAGACAGGAGCUCAGCAAUGAAGGUUAUUCUAGAGCGGUACCUGGCUAGAGUACGGCAGCUGGAGGAUGACCUGGCACAGUGCCGGGACCAAGCCGCACGACUGGCACUGGAACUGAGCAACAGUCAGCAGCAGACCGAGCGCUGGACUCACACGGCCGAGGAGCGGCUCAAGACCAUUCAGGAGAUGAAGCAGAGAUUGGACAGCGCCAGGAGUAAAGAAUAUUUAACUGAUUCCAAUUCAGACCUGAUGGAAAAAUCUACGGAAAUUGGCGAGCUGAACAAAAUUAUAUCUAAUCUCAAGUCUAAACUCGAUUCUAAGGAGUCGGUGUCUGCUACUAGGGAUCGCUUGAGAGGAGAGCUGGACCGAGCAAACAAGAAAUUGGAAGUUGUUCAGAAUCAAAAUACGGAGCUCAAAACUGAAGUUCAGAGAUUAAGGAAGCAACUCACUCUCAGACAGAGUAGUACUCCUAAGUCUGAAACAGUGAGUACAGCUCGAGAAGAGGUUUUGCAGAAGAAGAUUAAACAAUUAGAGGAACAACUAACCGAAUAUCAAGAAAUCAUACAAAGGGGAAAGGAGAUUCAUAAGUCAAAGUGUGAUGAAGAAUUUGGAAAAUGGGAAGAAAGAAAGCGAUGGCAAGCCAGCAACGAGAAACUAAAGACACACUUAAAAGAAAAGAGUAGUCAAGUUGAAGCGUUAAGGGCCAACGUUGAGAGAUUAAAAGAAACGAUAAUUCGUUUAGAGAAAGAAAAAAUUACCCUUGAAGGAAAAUUGAAAUCAACAAAAGCUCCCAACAUAUCCCAAAGUCUAAUUGACGAGCUUGAAAGAGACAGAGCAAAACUUCAAGAAGAACUCAAAGCUGUUAGAAUAACAAAACAGAUAAAGUCCUCCCCGGGUUCAUCAUUGGCAGAUGUAGUCGAGGCUCAAGAAAGAAAGAUAGCUACUUUAAAAAUUGCACAAAAGGGUGAAUCUGCAUUAGCUGAAGAAGUAGAACGGCUUUUAGAGAGAAAAAGCCGAUUGCAACAAACAAAUCUGAGAUUAGAAGCUCAAAAUUUGGAACUAAAAAUGCAACUUGAAAAGCAUCGCUUGACCGACUUAACACCACGUGAUCCACAAGAUUUGAACUCGGAAACUGAAAGUGUUGGAGGCUCUCCGAAAGGGCGAAAUAAAACCAGUAAGCAGCGCGGGGACUUGGAACGAGCAGUUGUUGUAUUGAAACGGGUCGUAGAAAAAUUACAAGCAGAGAACAAGAAACUGCACGCUGCAAGGCUGAGUGAUGUCCAUGACAAGGGUUAUGUUGAGAAACUGCAAAUAGAGUUGCAGAGAUGCCAGGAGAACUAUUUAGAUUCUGUGGAUAAGUGCUCAAUUCUGGAGGAGGAGCUACAACAAUGCAAGGAGAAACUGAAGCUCUUCGAGCACGAUGAUUUAGCGGAGGAACUUAUUUUAACAAAAUCUCAACUUGCUCAAAAGUGUCAACUACUCAGCAAGGUCAAAGUACUUCUGGAAAAUGCAGUCAUUCGUGAGAAAGCCCUCAAAGAGCAGGUGUAUGACCUGGAGAAACUGGUACCUCCUGAGCGUCUCCGAGGAACGUAUCAUGAGAGAAAAACAUAACAGGUGACUGGUCACCCAAAUUGCCUUUCCAGUUUGAUCUCCCAGUGUUGGAUUCCAAUUCUGUGUUUAUUCUAUAGUAUUAGUCAUUAUUUUGUUAGUUUUUAAUUUUUUACAAUGUAUUGUUAUUUUUUACUAUCGUUAUUUUUUACUCUAUUUUUAAUAAAAUGUAUUUAUGUACUUA
Molecule: messenger RNA, 6822 nt
Organism: Homalodisca vitripennis (glassy-winged sharpshooter)
Lineage: Eukaryota; Metazoa; Arthropoda; Insecta; Hemiptera; Cicadellidae
Product: centrosomal protein of 290 kDa-like
Exons: 40
Coding region: 336-6641 (2101 amino acids)
Source: RefSeq, a predicted model, not a curated record